This is a messenger RNA of Fusarium pseudograminearum CS3096, 816 nucleotides long. RefSeq lists its product as uncharacterized. The coding region runs from base 1 to 816 and encodes 271 amino acids. The record is from RefSeq and is a predicted model, not a curated record. Lineage: Eukaryota; Fungi; Ascomycota; Sordariomycetes; Hypocreales; Nectriaceae. The transcript is spliced from 2 exons.
AUGCCAGCCCCUUCAUCCACGCUUGUCUUUGAAUCGGGGAUCCACGCUAUACCCGGACCCGGCAACUCGAUGAGACCCAACUCUCUGGAUGCCCUAGUCCGGCACCAAUUAGAGGCUGCUUCCCGAGACCUGGCAUCAGAGGCUGAAUUCACCGCCGCUGGAACAGCGCCCGGACAUCACCAAAACAUCAUUAACGAUGUGGGCGAAUACCUUGCCCAGACUGCCCGAAUGUGGUAUUGCUUGACAAAUAAACUGGUCCAAGGGCCACAUGUGGAGAGAGCUGCCGAAGAGGCUCACGAGCAGUCCUUUGCCACGACUUACAUGGCCGAUUUACAACCGAUGGCUACUAUGGACAUAAAUAUCACCAAGCUAGGCAAGAUACGUGAUCUGGCGGAGAAAUUCUCCGAAGAAGUACAAGAAGUCUGGCGGCGAAAACCCGAUUCUGGAUCUACUUACCAGACCGCCCCUGCGUUCCCUGCUGUCAAGUCUGAGCCUGCAAGUUGGAUUCACCAACCGCCCAGAGGAAGUUUGGAUGCUGGUGUUGGCGUUGGCAUUGGCGUUGGCGUUCGUGGUGGUCAGCGAAGCAUACUCACAUCCCAAAACACCGAUGACACUCUAUCGCCUGGCGGAAAUGCCUCUGCUUCAGAAGAUUCGGGAGGAGAUGAGGAUGAACAGUUCAGCAAGAUUGAUAUGGACGCUCUCAAACAAAGAGGCAAAGGCGCAUAUUACUGCCCGUUAGAAUAUCGAUGCGACAAGGGUGGCGUUGACAAGGACGGGAAACUUGUCAUCUUUGAUCGGAACUCUUCUUUUGCGUAA